CCCCACUCCGCGCACAAACCCAAAAGCAGAUAAGGGAGAAGAAAGCCGCCACCUAAUAAUGUCCUAAUCCCCCCGACCUCCUCCCGUCGAUCGAAAUUCCAAUUCCAAGGAGAGAGAAAAAAAGAGCGACUGAGAGCAACGGUGCGUGCGUGCGUGCGAGCGAGGGAACCCAGGCGAGGUAGCGGACCCCCCGGACGGGCGGGUGGUUCUAGGGUUAGGGUUUGCGGCAGCGGCGGCGGCGGCGGGGCUGGGGACCGUGCGUGCGCCUCCUUCGACGGUGAGCCGGAUGCUAUGCUGCUAGGCUGCGGGUCGCUCUCCUCGUGGGUGCGCCGCCUCGUCGCCUGCGUGGGAGCAGAAAUUGUUUUGGAUGUGCGAAGUCUACUCCUAUAACAGCUGUUGAUGAGCCUUCUAAAGGUUUAAGGAUUCAAGGGCGCUCGAUAAAACAUCGUAGUUUGUCUGAAGAUUUUUGGAGUACAAGUCCACGUGAAAUGGAGAACAGUGCCUUGCAGUCACAGCGUAGUAUGUCUUCCAUCAGCACAGCAGCACAAUCUAGUGAGCAGCAUGGAGCUGGAAGUAGCAGCAACCCAAAUGAGUUUGUAAAUCAAGGUCUUCUACUCUGGAACCAGACUAGACAGCAGUGGGUUGGAAACAGAAGGCUUAAUUCUCAGCGUCAAAAGACCCGGGAGCCAAAAAUAGGUUGGAAUGCUACGUAUGAGAGCCUGCUAGGAAGCACCAAGACAUUUGCACAGCCGAUCCCUCUUGGUGAAAUGGUAGAUUUCCUCGUGGACGGCUGGGAGCAGGAGGGGCUAUAUGAUUAGCUGCUUAAUUAAAGCGUGUUGGUAUUGUCUGGGGUCUCGUUGUUAAUCGCUGGAAUGUACUCAACUUUGGUUUAUCAAAGCGUGUGGGUGAUGAAUGUGGAUUAUCCUCGUGACAGGAUGGCAUCCCUUUUUCUUUUAAAGUAAAUGUAACAUAUUUUUAUCCUACUAUUUUUUUUUACAUUUA
Messenger RNA from Aegilops tauschii subsp. strangulata, 1002 nucleotides. RefSeq lists its product as uncharacterized. NCBI's taxonomy places the organism in Eukaryota, Viridiplantae, Streptophyta, Magnoliopsida, Poales, Poaceae. The record is from RefSeq and is a predicted model, not a curated record.